Messenger RNA from Fusarium vanettenii 77-13-4, 1950 nucleotides. RefSeq lists its product as uncharacterized. The transcript has 11 exons. The coding region runs from base 1 to 1950 and encodes 649 amino acids. The record is from RefSeq and is a predicted model, not a curated record. NCBI's taxonomy places the organism in Eukaryota, Fungi, Ascomycota, Sordariomycetes, Hypocreales, Nectriaceae.
AUGGCAUUCGAUCUGAUCGUCGGCAUUGACUUUGGCAUGAGUGGCACGGGAGUCGCUUAUCACCAACCCGGGACCGCUCCUGACCCGACCAAAAUCGACGACGUGACCUACCUCAUGUGGGGGAUCGACAAGACGAUCGAGAAAGUCCCGACAAGACUCGUAUACACACAAGACGGCCACAGGAGGGAGCUCAUCUCCUGGGGAACGGACAUUCCCGCGGACAACAAGGCCAUUCUUGUCGAAGAAUGGUUCAAGACAAAGUUCGGGGAGCCAGAUGCUGACCAAGCAAAAGUCGAGAAGCUCUUUCUCGACUAUUUGAGUCGACUGCAUUCAGAGCUGGCCCGGCGGUUCACCCGCGAUGUACUGUCCGGGAAACCCUGGGCCGAGGCAAACGUUGCUGUCUACCUCAGCGCACCCAGCAUCUGGGAUGCGGCUAUGGUCGGUCGUUUCAAGGCCUUGGUCGAAGACGCAGGCUUUGGCCAAGCCCAAAACGCUGUCCACGGCAGCGGUGUUCGUACGGUUGAUGUCAGUCUAGUCGAGCCACAAGCAACGGCAGCUCUCCAUCUCUGCACAAAAAACACGCCGGUCAAAUUCAAUGUCAGGAGCCCCAAGCUUUGUCGCUCAAUGCUUGCUGACAACUGUUGUUUAGAACGGACAGACUUCUCCCUCCUGAGAGUUAAGAACGAUGAGCGGGGUGCUUCUCGGCUGGACGAGGAGUCCCCUGUCCAUGGCGGCAGGAUUGGGUCCUCUUACAUUGACCAAGAGCUUCAAACCCGCAUCGUAGAGGUCAUCCAACCCCACAGUCAUCUAUUCAACUGCAAAGUUGAAAAGGUGGCAUGGAGCAUGAGAAGCAGCGACGCCUUCCAGGAAGCCAAACACCUCUUUGGGACAGACGAGGCACAGCCAGGGAUUCCUGUGCCUCACCUGAAGGACCCUGGAAGCAGUCUGGGCGAUCGGAUUCAGGAUGGAUUGCUGAUAGACAUCCAGCAGCACUAUCUGUUGCUUUCUGGAGGGCUGGGUAGCUCAGCCUACGUCCAAAAGAAACUCGGGGAAUUCUGCACCAAGGAGGACCGCCUCAAGAACACACGGGUGAUAGUGUCCCGUCACCCUCGCAUGGCCGUUUCAAUGGGCCUUGUCUUUGAUGCUGUGAGCAACCGGUCAUUGUUGGCCGAGGUCUGUUGUCGGAAUUCAUUCGGCCUGGUGUUCCGGAUGCCAAAUGACAACUCGCUGGUGUCAAGAUGGACAGCAAAGUUGAAAGGGUUCAAGCUAUGGGGUUUGCGUCGCAAGCAAGACCCUCUCACUAGUGGUGUCAAUUGGUUCAUCCAGCAAGACGAUAAAAUUGUCAACGGUGAAGAGAAGUCCUAUACCUACAAAGCCUGCUUCAAGGCUGGUGGGCCGCGCGUCUGCGACAUUGAAAUCAUUGCAUCUUCGAACGAGACUCAAUUGUCAUCCGAGAAAGAUCACCCGCAAAGUCGUAUAUUGAUGCACGUCGACUUCAAGCAUUCGACCCCAUUCACAAAAUCUACCACCUGGCGGCGAGAAUCGUACGUCACAUUUGCUUUUUCGGUCAAGGCGACCAUUGAGCCGGCUGAGGUGAAGUUCCGCUGUGCAAGGGGAAGGAGCUCGCGAUACCGUGGUUACCUGGAUACCAAGGACAAGGUUUCAGGCAAUAUUCGAUUCCUUUUCAGGCUUCUUGACAAUGUCCAAGGCAAAACCGUGUGCUUUUACCUUGAACUCUCCACAACCUACCCUACUGCGGUCCUGAACAGAGUGGGGUUGGCCACCAGCAGGGAGAUCACCAGCGCCAGGGCCGAGCUUCUCUUUUCGGGAUCAUCUUCCUGCAAAGAGCAUCUUUCUUCCACUCUGCGGGUACCUGCUGGGGAGAGAAUACAAAAUCGGGGAAAUCUAAAGUUUGGUAGCUCGAGCCUAACUUGUUAUCCGAGCCAAUAA